Bombina bombina (fire-bellied toad) is the source of this 516-nucleotide messenger RNA. It is a transcript of the gene RERG, whose product is annotated as RAS like estrogen regulated growth inhibitor. Gene Ontology annotation, molecular function: GTP binding; GTPase activity. The transcript is spliced from 3 exons. Lineage: Eukaryota; Metazoa; Chordata; Amphibia; Anura; Bombinatoridae. The record is from RefSeq and is a predicted model, not a curated record. Bases 1 to 516 code for a protein of 171 amino acids.
AUGUCAGGCUCCUCACUUUAUGGUGUCCGGGCAGAAUCAACAUAUCAUCAUCAGACAAUAAUUGAUGAUGAGAUGGUUUCCAUGGAAAUUCUGGACACAGCUGGCCAGGAGGACAGUCUGCAGAUGGAAGGCCAUGUACGAUGGGGUGAAGGCUUUGUAAUUGUCUAUGACAUCACUGACAGGGGAAGUUUUGAAGAAGUGCUGUCUGUUAAGAACCUGCUAGAUGAUGUUAAAAAACCUAAGAAUAUAAAUGUAAUUUUGGUGGGUAAUAAAGCAGACCUUGAUCAUUCUAGACAGGUCAGUAUUGAAGAGGGAGAGAAGCUUGCCACUGAACUGGCGUGCGCAUUUUAUGAAUGCUCAGCUUGCACUGGUGAAGGUAACAUCACUGAUAUGUUCUAUGAACUCUGCAGAGAAGUGAGACGUCGCAAAAUGGUGCAAGGAAAAGCCAGAAGACGGAGUUCUACAACUCAUGUAAAACAGGCCAUUAACAAAAUGCUGACAAAGAUUAGCAAUUAA